Passer domesticus (house sparrow) is the source of this 4232-nucleotide messenger RNA. RefSeq names its product frizzled class receptor 1 (gene FZD1). The transcript has a single exon. Gene Ontology annotation, cellular component: plasma membrane. NCBI's taxonomy places the organism in Eukaryota, Metazoa, Chordata, Aves, Passeriformes, Passeridae. Gene Ontology annotation, molecular function: Wnt receptor activity; Wnt-protein binding. Gene Ontology annotation, biological process: canonical Wnt signaling pathway; non-canonical Wnt signaling pathway. The record is from RefSeq and is a predicted model, not a curated record. The coding region runs from base 702 to 2459 and encodes 585 amino acids.
GCCCUUUGCCAUGUGCCAAACAUCGAUUCCCCCGUCCGGGAUUAGCCCGGCUGCUUGCACGGCGGGGGACACCGAGGGUGGCGGGCUCCGGCCCAGUCCGGGCGCGCCGUUCAACAGCUUCAACAAUCGUCAUCACCGGGGAAUCCAAAAACAGCCCCGGGACAGCCGGGGUCGGCGCGCCGCCGACCGACAGGGCACAGCCCGCUCCCCCCGAUCAUCCCCCCGGCGCGGGCCCCUUCCCCAGCGCCGCCCCCGCCGCCUUUGUGCGCGGCGCGGGGCAGCCCCGCGCCCGCCUGCGCCCGCCCCCGGGUGAGGCGUUGGGAGACGGUCCCUUACGCAGGAAAGUUCGGCGUCGGUUUCAAGGCUCCUCCCUCCGGUGAAGCAGACUGCGGGGCGCCUGGAAACCGGUCGGAGGGAGCGCGGCGCGGCGAGGCGAGGGGCGCGGGCUCGAGGGGCCGGCACAAAUGGUCAGGCGGCGGCGGCGGAGGCGGCGGCGGCGGCGGUAGUCGGAGGCGCGGAGGACGCUGCCGCCGGUGCGGGCAGAGCUGCGCGCUGCGCUCCGCGGCCGCGUGAGCGGCGGCCGGGGCUGCCCCGUCCUUGCCCGCCGCUCCCUUCAUGAGUCGCAAGUUCGGGUCGGGAGGAGCAGCGGCGGCGGCGGCGGGGCGGCGGGAGCCCGGCAGGGCAGGCGGCACCGACUGAGCAUGGCCGAGUGGCGCGGGCCGGCGGUGAGCGGCGGCGGGGAAGUUGGCAGCGGCCGGUGCCCGCGGCUGCCGCUGCUGCUGGCGCUGCUGUGGGCGGCGGCGCUCCCGGCCGGGGGGCAGCUGCCGGCGUCGCAGUACAACGGCGAGCGGGGCAUCUCCAUCCCCGACCACGGCUACUGCCAGCCCAUCUCCAUCCCUCUCUGCACUGACAUCGCCUACAACCAGACCAUCAUGCCCAACCUGCUGGGCCACACCAACCAGGAGGACGCGGGGCUGGAGGUGCACCAGUUCUACCCGCUGGUGAAGGUGCAGUGCUCGGCCGAGCUCAAGUUCUUCCUGUGCUCCAUGUACGCGCCGGUGUGCACCGUGCUGGAGCAGGCCCUGCCUCCCUGCCGCUCCCUCUGCGAGCGGGCCCGCCAGGGCUGCGAGGCCCUCAUGAACAAGUUCGGCUUCCAGUGGCCCGACACGCUGCGCUGCGAAAAGUUCCCGGUGCACGGGGCUGGCGAGCUGUGCGUGGGGCAGAACGCCUCCGAGCGCGGCACCCCCACGCCCGCGCUGCGCCCCGAGAGCUGGACCAGCAACCCGCACCGCGGGGGCGCCGGCGGCGGCCCCGGGGGCCCGGGGCCCGGCGAGCCCCGCGGGCGCUUCACCUGCCCGCGGGCGCUGAAGGUGCCCUCGUACCUGAACUACCGCUUCCUGGGAGAGAAGGACUGCGGGGCGCCCUGCGAGCCCGGCCGCCUCUACGGGCUCAUGUACUUCGGGCCCGAGGAGCUGCGCUUCUCCCGCACCUGGAUCGGCAUCUGGUCCGUGCUCUGCUGUGCCUCUACCCUCUUCACCGUCCUCACCUACUUGGUGGACAUGAAGCGAUUCAGCUACCCCGAGCGGCCCAUCAUCUUCCUCUCGGGCUGCUACACGGCGGUGGCCGUGGCCUACAUCGCCGGCUUCCUCCUGGAGGAGAGGGUGGUCUGCAACGAGCGCUUCGCCGAGGACGGUUCCCGCACCGUGGCGCAGGGCACGAAGCGGGAGGGCUGCACCAUCCUCUUCAUGAUGCUCUACUUCUUUGGCAUGGCCAGCUCCAUCUGGUGGGUCAUCCUCUCCCUUACCUGGUUCCUUGCUGCUGGCAUGAAGUGGGGCCAUGAGGCCAUUGAGGCCAACUCCCAGUACUUUCAUCUGGCCGCCUGGGCCGUGCCGGCCAUCAAGACCAUCACCAUCCUUGCCCUGGGACAAGUGGAUGGCGACGUCCUCAGCGGCGUCUGCUUUGUGGGCAUCAACAACGUGGAUGCCCUGAGGGGCUUUGUGCUGGCCCCCUUGUUCGUCUACCUGUUCAUCGGCACCUCUUUCCUGCUGGCUGGCUUUGUGUCCCUCUUCAGGAUCCGGACCAUCAUGAAGCAUGACGGCACCAAGACAGAAAAGCUGGAGAAGCUCAUGGUUAGGAUAGGCAUCUUCAGCGUCCUCUACACAGUGCCGGCCACCAUCGUCAUUGCCUGCUAUUUUUACGAGCAAGCUUUUAGGGAACAGUGGGAGAGGAGCUGGGUCACGCAGAGCUGUAAGAGUUAUGCCAUUCCCUGCCCCAACAACCACAGCGGCCACCACCCGCCCAUGAGCCCCGACUUCACUGUCUUCAUGAUCAAGUAUCUCAUGACCUUAAUCGUGGGCAUCACCUCGGGCUUCUGGAUCUGGUCUGGGAAAACUCUGAACUCCUGGAGGAAGUUUUACACCAGGCUCACCAACAGCAAGCAGGGCGAGACCACGGUCUGAGACCCCUGCUUGCCAGGCUAGGGAGAUGCGGGCAGGCGGAGGACUGAGGCUCUGCCUCGGGAAGCAGCUCCUUAUCCAGGCCUGGGCAAACUUUUGGGACUGCGAGUGGCUUCUGCAGGCGGCGGGGAGCGGAGGACGAGCUAGGGGGACCCCAGUGCCUGGGGUCUCCAGGCUUUGCCCUCCCCGUCCUGCUCGGGCUGUCUCCUGUAGGAGCUGAACGCACUGUCAGGUUGGGGGAGAGGGAUGUAAAUAACCUCUGUAAGAUUUUGUAAGUAUAUUUGUAUUUAAAUUACAAAAACUCACUUUUUUUUUAAUUAUUUAGGACACUUCUAACCCGUUUGCGGAUUUUACUUCCUCGCUUAUCUCCCCCCCUGAUUUUUUUUUUUUCUUAAUUUAAAGGAAAAAAAGGCUUUGGAUUUUUAUUCGUAGGGCAGGAUGGGAAAAGCUGCCGGUAAGAGAAUCGAAAACAAACCCCCUUCCCCCCCACCAGGUUUUGUAAUGGCUUUGCUUGGAAUUUCAGCUGCUUGAGCAGGAGGGCGCGGAGCGGGGCCGGUAGCGUGGAGGUGGGGAUGGGGAGGAGCGCCGCUUCCCGCCCCGGUCCCGGUCCCGGUCCCGGUCCCGUCUGGGGAGCUCCGACCCCGCCCGGUCCCGUACGGGGAGGACGGAGGAGUGUCCGAGCAUGGCGCUGCGCCGAGCCCCGGCCCCGCUGGCCCCCGCCGGCCUUUCUGGGGCACAGACAGCAGCCGAGCUCGGGGCGGCCGCUCUGAGCGGGAGAGCCCCGGCGGUGCCCGGGUGCCGGGGCUGGCCGUGCCGCGCACGGCCCGGUUCGGUGUUCGACUCGGGGUUCACACCGCCUGCACCUGUAGCACCUCCGAUGGCUCAGGAGGUGGAUGGCGGCAGAGAUACAGCGAGAUGCCCUUCUGCUGGGGUUUUUCUCUAAGCCCACUCUCCAGUCCGGGGCGCCCCGCGGGCGCUCCUGCCGCCGCCUGCCCCGGUGCCUCCCCGCCGGGCUGCUGCCGGCUGGGGUCAGCAGGAUCAGGAAAUACGGGCUCGGUGAAAAGAGCUUCAUCGGAAUAAAACGCCGCAUUCAGUUUGGGGCUUUUGUUUGUUUCCUCCCUGCCCCCUAGUUAUAUUCAUACACGGCUCUUCAUAUGGGAAACGUUGGAGCCAUUGCCAUUCCUCUGAAUUUUAAUUCAUUGAGAUUUAAAUCAUUGCACGUUAUGAGGGUGUGAUGAGUUUUGCCAGUAGUAAAAACAAUGGAAAGGAAAACAGUAAAGCAGAAUGCUUAAGCAUUCUGGUGAGAUGUGAGACCUGAAAGAGCCUCUGCUGUCUUUUUUCGCCUCUUUUUUCGGUACAGAAAUAACAUUGCAUACUGCAAGGAUAAGAUACCUGUGUGCAGUAUAUCAGCUACCUUGUAUGCUCCUGGGUGUGUGGGAUUGUGCUUCUAAUACGUUUAAAAAGUUAAAGACGAAAUUGUAACUUUCAACAGAUGCAUUUGAAUAUGUAGACCUCUGUAUGAAAAACAGCAGAAUGCUUCUCUCCUGAUUGUAUUGUUUUAAACUUUUUUUAAUAUUACAAAUGCCUGUAUUUAGGUUCAUAAACAUUAUCUAUGGCUACCAUACCCUGAAAUGCAAAAUUAUUUUAAUUUGGUAUGCAUUUAUUUCUGUUCAUUAUCACGAGAUCAUCUAUAUUUAUAGAGGAAUAGAAAUUUAUAUAUAUUAAAUACCAUAUUUUUAAUUUCUCUGAAAUAAAUUGAGGUUUUGUACAAAAGUA